Molecule: messenger RNA, 1870 nt
Organism: Coccinella septempunctata (seven-spotted ladybird)
Lineage: Eukaryota; Metazoa; Arthropoda; Insecta; Coleoptera; Coccinellidae
Product: zinc finger Y-chromosomal protein-like
Exons: 4
Coding region: 638-1588 (316 amino acids)
Biological process (GO): regulation of transcription by RNA polymerase II
Cellular component (GO): nucleus
Molecular function (GO): DNA-binding transcription factor activity, RNA polymerase II-specific; RNA polymerase II cis-regulatory region sequence-specific DNA binding
Source: RefSeq, a predicted model, not a curated record
GUUUAUGAAAAUCUACGAUGAAAAUGCAAUCAACAAGGAGAUAUAAUUGGAAAAUUGGAAGAUAUGUUUGAUAUUCUCAGAUACAUACUUAGAGCAAAAUGGAUAUUUCGUCAAGCUGUACCGAUAAUGACGGAGAGAUACAUAUUACCUACGAUCAUGUAAAGUUAGAAGAAAAAUCAGGAUUAAUAGACGUUGUUGAACAAUUUAUAGACAAAAAUGGAGUUCAUGAUGGAGAAGAACUUAUAAUCAAAAAUGAAGAAAGCAACCCGAAUUACUUAGUUGUAGAAGUCAAUGAAAAUCAAUUGUCAUCUUCACCCAAAGUAUUAUACCCAGAGAUGAGUAAUUCUCAACUGGCUCACUUGGAGCUGAAUGAAUAUCGUAAGGGUCAGACGUCAGAUUACCCUGUGGGCGAAAAUCAUUUUGAAGAACAUAUAAUAAAAUAUGAUAACAUACACGAAUGUCACUCCUGUGAAUUCGUUACAAAUAUAGAAAACCAGCUUGAAAAACAUAUAAAAUCUGUGCAUUCGAAUACCAAAAAUCACAAAUGUCACUUAUGUGAAUAUGUUACAAAUAGAAAAGGCGACUCAUUUAUUAUCUUCUUCUACCAAAGAAAUGCCCGAAGAUCCUCUGAUAAAUAAUGAAAACAACACACAAGACAGAUUAUAGAAGAGGUCUUGUGUCACAUAUCAAAUCUAGUCAUUCGAAUAUUAAGAAUUACAUGUGCGAUGUAUGUGAGUAUGUUACGAAUUGGAAAGUAAACCUACAAACACAUAUCAAUUCUGUUCAUUCAAAUAUCAGGAAACAGAAGUGUAAUUUAUGUGAAUUUACUUGUUAUAAAAAAUAUUUACUUGAAGUGCAUGUGAAAUCUGUUCAUUUGAAAAUCGAGGAACUCCAUUGUCAUUUGUGUGAGUUUGUUACAAACAGCCAAGACACUCUUCAAAAGCAUGUCGACUCUAUUCAUUUUCAUAACAAGAAACACAAAUGUAACUUUUGUGAAUAUGCUACGAAUGAAAAGAGAGCCAUCAAACAACAUGAGAAUUCUGUUCAUUUGAAAAUAAAGGAACACAAGUGUCAGCUAUGUGAGUAUGCUUCAAGUAGAAAACAGUACCUUCAAAGGCACGUGGAUCAUGUUCAUUUGAAUAUUAAGAAAUACAAAUGUCACUUAUGUGAAUAUGGUGCCAGUGAGAAACAUUUGAUCCAAAAUCAUAUAAAAGCCUUUCAUUUGAAAAUUAGGGAACACAAAUGUCACUUAUGUGAAUAUGCUGCCAGUAGGAGAUAUGUGGUCCAACAACAUGUGGAAAGGGUUCAUUUGAAUAAAACGAUGCACAUGUGUCACCUAUGUGAAUUCGCUGCGAAUAGAAAGAAAGAACUUGAAGUACAUAUAAAAUAUGUUCAUUUGCAAAUAAUUAGCAAAUACAAGUGUCAUCUAUGUGGAUAUGGAACAAAUAGCAAUUAUAACUUUCAAAGACAUUUAAACGCUAUUCAUUUAAAUAUCAAGGAAUACAAAUGUCACUUAUGCGAAUAUGCUUCCAAUAAGAAAUAUAUGGUUGAACGACAUAUAAGUUCCGUUCAUUUGAAAAUUUACUAAUACAAGUGUCAUCUAUGUGUGUAUUGUACAAAUAGAAAAGGGGACCUUCAAAGGCAUAUUAACAAUGUUCAUUUGAAUAUCAAGAAAUAUAAAUGUCACUCGUGUGAAUACGCCUCUAAUGUAAAAUUUACCCUUGACGUACAUGUAAAAUCUGUUCAUGCGAAAAUUGAAGAUGUCGAGUGUAUGUGAGUAUGUUGCAAGUAGAGUGUAUCUUCAAAAUCAUGUAAAAACUGUUCAUUUAAAUUACAAGUAAUUGUUUAUUAAUAUACUUAAGAAAUACGA